Staurois parvus is the source of this 607-nucleotide messenger RNA. Lineage: Eukaryota; Metazoa; Chordata; Amphibia; Anura; Ranidae. The record is from the annotation of a GenBank genome assembly.
GCGGGCACUGGGUCAGACAUUGGAUCGUCUGGCUGGACAGCGGGCAUCGGGUCACCAGGCAUCAGGUCAUUUGGCUCAACAGCGGGCACCGCGUCAUCUGGCAAGACAGUGGGCACCAAGUCACCAGGCACGACAGUGGGCUCUGAGUCAAUUGGCACGACAGCGGGCACCAGGUCAUCAGGUACCGGAUUGUCUGGCUCGACAGCGGGCAUCGGGUCAUCAGGUAUGACAGUGGGCACUGGAUCACCAGGCAUCAGGUUAUUUGGCUUGCCAGCGGGCACCGCGUCAUCUGGCAAGGCAGUGGGCACCGGGUCACCAGGCAUUGGAUCGUCUGGCUCGACAGCGGGCAUCGGGUCACCAGGCAUCAGGUCAUUUGGCUCGCCAGCGGGCACCGCGUCAUCUGGCAAGGCAGUGGGCACCGAGUCACCAGGUACGACAGCGGGCUCUGAGUCAAUUGGCACGACAGCGGGUACCGGAUCAGGUACCGGAUCAUCUGGGAUCAACAGCGGGCAUCGAGUCAACUGGCCUAAUAGGAUCAUCAGGCUGGAUCAGUCAUCAGGCUGAGUGGAGGCAUCAGGCUGAGUAGAGGCAUCGGGCUGAGUAGAGG